This is a messenger RNA of Arachis ipaensis, 1507 nucleotides long. Its product is annotated as putative protein phosphatase 2C 27. Lineage: Eukaryota; Viridiplantae; Streptophyta; Magnoliopsida; Fabales; Fabaceae. The record is from RefSeq and is a predicted model, not a curated record. Gene Ontology annotation, molecular function: protein serine/threonine phosphatase activity; cation binding. Gene Ontology annotation, biological process: protein dephosphorylation.
AUGAUGACUUCUGUUUAACUUCACCUUCAGGGAUUGGAACAUCUUUCACUUUGCUUAUGAUAGCUGAAUUCAGCAGAAAAGGGAAUGCUCACUCUUCAGUUGUUGAUUGGCUUUAUAUGAGUGAGUGGAAAAUAUACUUGGCAUAGUUUUGUAGAAGAUCAUCUUAUUAGUUGUGAAUCUAAGUAGCAAUUGGUUUGGUAUAUGAUUUCUGGAGGGACUAUGCAUGUGGGUAUGGACUUUCCUCAUCAAUUUACUAUGCUAGAAGGUGAAAAUGAUAAAGGAAAUGUAUUAGUUAUGGAAGAUGAGAAAUCAGAAGAUUUGAGUAAUGUAAGACAAAUGGCAAGGGGCAAACCUCCACGCCACCAUGGCUCCGGCAUGAGACAUAGUAUUAGCACCACUAGAUUGGUUGCUGCACCAGAUUUGAGUUUGGAUGUGGAGGUUACAGGAUGCAAGUCAUCUUCUGAAGAAAACACAGAGUUUCUACCCAUAUUUCGGUCAGGAAGUUGUGCUGAAAAAGGACCUAAAGAAUAUAUGGAAGAUGAACAUAUAUGCAUAGAUGAUCUUAUUCAGCAUCUAGGUUCAUCUUCCAAUUUUCCUUUUACAGGAGCUUUCUAUGGUGUGUUUGAUGGGCAUGGAGGUACAGAUGCAGCUUCUUUUAUAAGAAAUAACAUCCUUAGAUUCAUACUUGAGGACUCCCAUUUUCCAACUUGCGUGGCAAAGGCAAUUACAAGUGCUUUCUUGAAAGCUGAUUAUGCAUUUGCAGAUUCUAGUUCGUUAGAUAUCUCCUCUGGAACCACUGCUUUAACAACUCUUGUUAAUGGAAGGACCAUGAUGGUCGCCAAUGCCGGGGACUGUAGAGCUGUACUGGGGAGGCGAGGUAGAGCAGUCGAGAUGUCAACAGACCAGAAACCAAAUCGUAUUUCGGAGAGGCUGAGGAUUGAGAGGCUUGGUGGUGUGGUAUACGAUGGAUACUUGAACGGGCAACUGUCAGUUUCCCGUGCUCUAGGAGACUGGCACAUGAAAGGUCCCAAGGGCUCUGCAUGCCCUCUGAGCGCGGAACCUGAGUUGCAAGAAAUCAACCUGACUGAGGACGACGAGUUCUUGAUAAUGGGUUGUGAUGGAUUAUGGGACGUGAUGAGUAACCAAUGCGCUGUGACAAUGGCAAGGAAAGAAUUAAUGAUACACAAUGAUCCUGAAAGGUGUUCAAGAGAACUGGUCAGAGAGGCUCUUAAGCGCAACUCUUGUGAUAACUUAACAGUGAUCGUGGUGUGUUUCUCACAAGAUCCUCCUCCAAGAAUAGAGACACCACCUUCUCGAGUCAGAAGGAGCAUAUCUGCAGAAGGCCUCAAUUUACUCAAGGGUGUAUUGGACUCUUAGGUUUUAUAUACUCUAUAAGACUAUAACAUUCCCCCGUAGCAUUUGUCUGUACAAAUUAGAUAACUGGUUUCUACUUUCUAUGUGCUACAUAGAUUAAAUACAACACUGAUAUUCCCUUCUUUUUGGGAAU